AUGAAGCGCUCAGUUAGCCCGCAAACGGCACCCGAGCCGAACUCCAAGAGGCAAAAGUUUUUAGGGACCGGUUUUUUUUCGUCGCUAAAGCGUGUUUUUUCGCGAGCGGAACCCACACAUGAUACUGUUGCUUCUGACUCGGGCAACCAGAUACAAAAUAUCGGCCUGGACGUUUUGCCUGCUGAUUUCACCUCGAGGAAGAGACGAAUGUCUGUGCAAGAGGACUUGAAACUGCGCAGCUCGGCAGUCCCACGUUCGUCGUCGAUUGUGGGCCUAGACGGCUAUCAGGCGCUCACGAAUUCGCUUCAGUCAGAACGACAACUGAUCGGCGGAGCUAUGGAGCAAAGACGUGCCAGCAUAGUAGAUGCCGAGAAAGGUGUUUGGAGAAAUUCUGCUGACGGCUUUGGGAAAGAUAUUUCGCCCGCAUUGAGUUUUCCCCGCAACCUGGUGCUACCGACAAAUGCUCUGGACUGGGAAGAUGAAAAAAAUGACGGCCCGGUGGUGGUUGAGCACGAGUUUGCGCCGCUAUACCAAGACGAGGAUGGCAAUUUGGUAAGACCACCGUUCAUCAACUUGGACCCUCGUGAACGGUACAAGUUGUUGCAGAUGAAAAAGACAAUGGAAGCAUCCGAGUUUUUGCAAAAGAGACUCCAGUCAAUGGUUGAUCCGGACGAAAGCAGCUCGUUCAUGCGGCCCGACAACAAAGUCGACUGCUCGACGCAAACACACAACCAAGAUUAUCUAGAGCGCCGUCUUCAAUUCACAAACACCCAGGCCAGUCGGACAUUCCGCCGGCGGCACCCUAAUAGGCGCCAUAAGAGCCGCGGUAUGUUCUCCGGCGAGUUCUAUUACGAACCACAGAAAAAAGAUGUGGAACACAAAGGUGAAACUCAAUUGACUGGAUACUUGGGUACGCUUAGCAACCCAAAGUUUGAAAAACAACUGGAGGAAAAAAUAGACACGAAGGGCUUUCCCGAUGACAAUUCCUCCGAAAGACUCAUAAAAAGACGUCGGUCGGUAGGCCAGCGCGCUGGGUUGGAUGAAACAAUUAGGCUGGGCGUGUCACAGGAUUUAUCUUUGGAUAAGGACUACGUCGAAAAAACUGCCAGCAUAUCAAACAUCAUCAAGCUCAAAGAGCAACCGGCUCCAGCGAAAAAGACAUCUAUCGGCCCUAGUGCAGGUUUCAACUUUGAUGUGGACCUGGGAGCAAUUAAGUCGAUCCUCCAAAAGCGAAAAGAAGACGACGAGCUGAUCAAGGAAAAUUCAACUGGUCCUUCAGCUCACGAGAAAAAGACAGAGACUGCUCCAAGUUUACCUUCUAUAUCCUUUUCCUCUGAGCCUAAAGAGAAACGAAAGCGCUCUCUGGAGGAAGAGCCUAAACCAGCAUUUUCUUUCGGUUCGAAACUGGGCACAGAGAUCCUGGGUGAUUCUAAAAGUUCUGAAGCUUCGAAGGCCCCGCUUCCUGCGUUUUCGUUUGGGGCCAAAUCCACUAGCGAAACCCCUACUCCUGCGUUGAGCCUGGACUCCAAUAAACCAGGGUUAUUUUCCUCCAACACUGAAAAGUCUCUGGGUUUCUCAUUUGGAAACUCUAGUAGUACAGGCGCAAAAUCGGAUGCGCCAGUCAUCUCUUUUGGUGCUAAGAAAACGGGUGAUGAUACUAAAGAUACGUCCUUACCUAAGUUUUCUUUCGGUUCUACGAGUGCACCAAAAUUGUUUGGUGAUCAAGCAAAGGAAUCCAGCACACCCAAAAUCUCUUUUGGAGAUGGGUCCAAAGCAUCAAGUACGACAAAAUUUUCAUUCGGAGAUCAGUCCAAGGAGUCAAGUACGCCAAAAAUCUCUUUCGGUGGCGAAGCAAAAGAGUCCACAACCCCAAAGUUUUCCUUUGGUGGCUCGAGUCAAAAGGCAGACGCAGAAUCAAACGAUGCUCCGAAAUUUUCUUUCGGAGAAAGCAAACCAAAUGAACAGAAGGAUUCGUCAAAGGUGCCAGCAUUUUCUUUCGAAAAGAAAGCAGCAACAGAGGCACCAAAGUUUUCCUUUGAAAAGAAGGAGAACACAGAACCACCUAGUUUCGCUUUUGGAAACAACGACAAAAAAGAAGCGCCUAAGUUUUCUUUCGGGCAAUCUGAAAGGAAUGCUAGUGAGCCGCCUAAAUUUUCAUUUGGCCAAAAAACAGAAACAACAAAGCCAGCGGCGAAUGAGCUGGCACCCAAAUUUCUGUUUGGUAACGAAAAGUCAGAUAAGCCCUUAUUUGGUUUUGGUGGGACUGGCGAAAAGACAUCUACUUCGCUUGCACCUACUACAAAAGAAAACACCCCUGCAUUUUCCUUCUCCUCGAAAGAAACCACACCCAAACCAGCCGCUACUCCGGGUCUCGCGCUUGGAAACUCAGCUCCUACGACAACAGCACCUUCGUUUUCUGGCAAUGCCCAACCAACCAACUCCGGAUUCAGCUUCGGACAAACUGCUCUGGUUGAUCCCGCGCAGAUUUUUGGGGGCGGCAACAAUGCCCCACAACCAGCAUUCAAUUUCAACGUGAGCAAAGAGUCUACACCUUUCAAGUUUGGUGCUCCUGCGCCCCCCAAAAGUGACGGAUUCAAUUUUAGCAAUAACGUCACAUCAACUUUUGGUGCCAGUCGGUCGGCCACUCCAUCUGCUGGUUUCGGUUUUGGUUCCAACAACAAUGGCAAUAUUGCUGCCCCGGCUCCCCAACUUGGCACGUUUGGUGCUAACCCCAAUCCAGGAUUUGGUUCUACUCCAGCCGGUGGUAAUACUUUUGGUCAAACAAGUGCAACUCCCGGAUUUGGUGGUUCUGGACCUGCCAAUGGCGGCUUUUCUUUCUCUGCAAAUGCUUUGGGCAGUGCAACAGGCUUCAAUAGUGCUCCAGGAAGCUUUGGACUGGCGAGCAGAGAAAACACGCCGCCUGUCAACUUCGGACAACCUGGGUCUGCUCCAGGCCAACCUUUUACGCCGCCUCUCGCGAUGCAGGGCCGUAAGAUUGCACAAAUGCGACCAAGGAAGCGGUUUUGA
Clavispora lusitaniae ATCC 42720 is the source of this 3027-nucleotide messenger RNA. Its product is annotated as FG-nucleoporin. The record is from RefSeq and is a predicted model, not a curated record. NCBI's taxonomy places the organism in Eukaryota, Fungi, Ascomycota, Pichiomycetes, Serinales, Metschnikowiaceae.